Molecule: messenger RNA, 2034 nt
Organism: Westerdykella ornata
Lineage: Eukaryota; Fungi; Ascomycota; Dothideomycetes; Pleosporales; Sporormiaceae
Product: cation efflux protein
Exons: 4
Coding region: 187-1821 (544 amino acids)
Biological process (GO): intracellular zinc ion homeostasis; zinc ion transmembrane transport
Cellular component (GO): membrane
Molecular function (GO): zinc ion transmembrane transporter activity
Source: RefSeq, a predicted model, not a curated record
CGUCAACACCCGUCUGUGACAAGACGCCACUCCUCAGCUUCAUCCCCCAUAUGGUGUUUCGCUACACCUCUCCCCACACCCCUCCGUUUCUUUGCACAAGGCUUGAUACGUCUUCUUUGAUUAUUGUGCGUGGGAAAGACCUUUAAGAAUCUGCGACUUGCGUUGUGGCGCUGCUUAUUUGCGAUCAUGGCACUCUCCAAAUCUGCCCGGAUAGGUAUCCUUUUGGCAAUCGAUAGCAUUUUCUUCCUGCUAGAACUCGUCGUUGGCUAUGCCGUCCACUCGCUCGCCCUUGUUGCCGAUUCGUUUCAUAUGCUGAAUGAUGUGCUAUCACUACUCGUCGGGUUAUGGGCGGUCAAGGUCGCGAACCAGAAAACCAACUCGAAGAUGUACACCUAUGGAUGGCAACGUGCAGAAACCCUAGGCGCACUUGUCAACGGUGUCUUCCUUGUCGCACUGUGUCUUUCGAUCUUCCUCGAAGCCAUCCAACGUUUUGUUGAGCCACAAGAAGUAAAUCAUCCGAAGUUGGUCCUGAUAGUGGGUUGCUUCGGAUUAGCCUCGAACAUCAUCGGCCUUGCCCUCUUCCACGAUCACAGCCACGGCCACGGCGCACAUGGGCAUGAACAUGGCGCUACUCUCAGUAGAGCAGAGCAAGGACAAUCGAGCGGUCUCGAUGACGGGACCCGGGAGAUGGUGGACGAAGGCGGGAGCGUAGCCGAUGUCCUGCCGCAGUCCCGGGUCAGGGAGUAUCAGUCCAUGGCUUCGGCGAAUUUCCGGACAGAAACUGCAGGAUCUGGUCGGAAAACUCGACGGAGGUCCAUGUCUGGAAAGAGCGGUUCGAGAGCACAUCGUCGUUCACGAUCGCGCGGAUACUCUAUACCCCAAGAGAUCUACGUGCAUCCAUCCUCAUUCAGAGCAUCGAUCAUCGAAUCGUCCAAGGUUGAAGCUAGUGAGACGGAGUCCGAGCCAGAAGGCGAGACAGCAAUUGGGGGUGUGCCUACCGAGCAGUCACCCCUUUUGUCCAACAACAAGGGGAAGAGCGCCCCUGACGCCCUUGCUGGACCAAAGCGAACGAAAUUCGACCUUCAUUCUGAGCAUAAGCACAGCCGGCCGAAGGAGGAAGGGAAGAAGGGUGGCCAUGGGCAUUCUCAUGACCUCAACAUGCGAGGCGUGUUUCUCCAUGUAAUGGGGGAUGCGCUUGGCAACAUUGGCGUCAUUGCCUCUGCACUUAUCAUCUGGCUCACUGACUACUGGUGGCGUUUCUACUCGGACCCAUUGAUCUCGUUGAUUAUCACCGUCAUUAUCUUAUUUUCUGCCAUACCUCUCUGCAAGGCUGCUUCGCGCAUCCUCCUACAGGCUGUUCCGGCUGGCUUCUCGAUCGACGAUCUCAAGGACGACAUAUCCGAGCUUGAUGGGGUUGUAUCCUGCCACCAUGUACAUGUGUGGCAACUGUCGGAUGCAAAGUUGAUCGCCUCUCUGCAUGUCCAAGUGGACUUCGAUUUUAGGGAAUCGGGAUCCGCCCAAUAUAUGGAGCUGGCGCGUGAGAUCCGUAAAUGCUUACAUGAGUACGGAAUCCACUCAUCGACCAUUCAACCGGAGUUCUGCCUAGAUGCGCAACACGAUCACACGAAACCUAUAGACGACAGUAGCGCCGACGAAGACCACCGCCCCCGUACCGGCAGCAGGGGUGGAUCGCUCCGUAACAGCAAGGCGAAUAGUGUUCGAGGCGAUGCAGACGCCUGUUUGCUCGAGUGCGAUGAAGAAUGCGAGAAUAGCAAGCAGUGCUGUGAUCCGGCUCUCAAGGGUUGCGGUGCCGGAGCCUAACUUAAGGACUCCAGGUUGCUACGAUAUUCUCUCCCAGAUUCGUGCUAUAAUGCAGAUGUUCUGGCUCCCACGAUUAUUGUUCCGAUGUUUCCUGAUUUGUAUUGGUUCAUGUGCUGCAUCAAAAUGGCGUUGGCGGCGAUAUCAGCUAGAUUAUAGGUCCAAGUAAUGACUUACUUCGGGGAUUGAUUUCGUCAGUUCUACUCAUGGAAAUCC